AUGACAAAAAUUUUAUUAGAAAAAGGAGCAGAUAUAAAUAAAAAAGAUUGCAAAGGAAUAACUUCAUUUAUUAUGAGUUGUCAUUGGAAUACUAAAGAACUUGGUUUUAACAUUAAUCCUACUUUUACAGUUUUAAUCAAAAGUAACUACAAUAUGGCAAAAUAUUUAUUGGAUAAAGGAGCAAAUAUAGAUAAUAUAAUGAAAUUACAUUUUAAAGAAAGUAAUAUAAAAUUAAAUGAAGAAUAACUUGAAUUCAUUGAAA
This is a messenger RNA of Ichthyophthirius multifiliis, 262 nucleotides long. RefSeq lists its product as hypothetical. The annotation marks the transcript as partial. The transcript has 3 exons. NCBI's taxonomy places the organism in Eukaryota, Ciliophora, Oligohymenophorea, Hymenostomatida. The record is from RefSeq and is a predicted model, not a curated record.